Messenger RNA from Trichobilharzia szidati, 981 nucleotides. The record is from the annotation of a GenBank genome assembly. NCBI's taxonomy places the organism in Eukaryota, Metazoa, Platyhelminthes, Trematoda, Strigeidida, Schistosomatidae.
GAGUGGAGUCAUCAACCUUGACAAACCAUGCAAUCCAUCCUCACACGAAGUAGUUGCAUGGGUUAAAAGAGCUCUCGGAGUCACUAAAACUGGUCACAGUGGCACACUGGAUCCUAAAGUCUCUGGUUGUCUUAUGGUUUGUAUUGACCGUGCCACUCGCCUGGUCAAGUCUCAACAGAGUGCUGGUAAAGACUAUAUAUGUAUAUUCCGACUACACAAACCUGUGGAUGAUGUGAAGCGUAUACAGAAAGCUGUGGAGAGUCUGACAGGAGCUUUAUUCCAGCGGCCUCCACUUGUCGCGGCGGUCAAGCGUCAGCUUAGAGUUCGUACUAUUUAUGAGUGCAGAUUAUUGGAGUACAACAAGGAAGAAUGUUUAGGACUGGUGAAGGUGAGAUGUGAGGCUGGAACAUACGUUCGAACGCUGUGCGUACAUAUCGGUCUCCUCCUCGGUUGUGGAGGUGUUAUGGAAGAGCUGAGGCGGACACGGAGUGGUUUCAUAUCAGAAUCAGACAAUUUAGUUACAAUGCAUGAUGUUCUAGACGCCAAAUGGCUAUAUGAAAACAGGCGUGAUGAGACUUAUCUACGUCGUGUCAUAAUGCCACUCGAGAAGCUGCUCAUCAAACACAAGCGUAUUAUGCUCAAGGAUACGGCAGUGUGUGCUAUAUGCUUUGGCGCAAAACUAAUGUUGCCUGGCGUACUACGUUAUGACAACGACAUUAAUAUAAAUGACGAAAUAGUCUUGAUGACCACCAAAGGCGAGGCUGUAGCCCUUGCUAUCGCUCUGAUGACUACUGCUACCAUUGCAACGUGUGACCAUGGAUUGGUUGCUAAAUUGAAAAGAGUUAUAAUGGAACGUGAUCUAUACCCUCGACAAUGGGGUCGUGGUCCUGUGGCUAUGGAGCGAAAGAAACUUGUUGCUCAAGGAUUGUUGAGAAAGUUUGCAAAACCUGGUGAAGUCAUGAGUACUCCAAACUCCGUUGG